Molecule: messenger RNA, 1855 nt
Organism: Odocoileus virginianus texanus
Lineage: Eukaryota; Metazoa; Chordata; Mammalia; Artiodactyla; Cervidae
Gene: SEC22C
Product: SEC22 homolog C, vesicle trafficking protein
Biological process (GO): endoplasmic reticulum to Golgi vesicle-mediated transport
Cellular component (GO): membrane
Source: RefSeq, a predicted model, not a curated record
AUCCAGUGUCAAGGAUGCCUCCUUGAACCACCAAAUCCAGGCCAGAAGCUCCAGUAAAUACUUUCAAAACCAGUGCUCCUCUCUGAAGUACUCUCAGUUUGUACUUAAACAUGUGUUGUAUAUUGCAGUAUGGGUUCUUCACACUUCUCUCCUCUCUUAAUAUAGGUUUUAGUGUCAGGAGUUACUCGUUUUGUCCGCAGUGACUGGCAUAGUGCCUGGUUCGCAGCAGGUGCUUACAAUUUGUUAAAUGAAUAAAAGGAUGAACAGUCGUUCCUCAUCUCCUUUCAGCUGAUCACCAGUCUAUGAGUACGUCCGCCCCCCAGACUGUAGUGUGUCCCUUGGGGCUGGACUUUGGCACCUCAUCCAGGCUGGCAGCAGGCUGUGAUCUUUGGUUUGCCUAUCUCGGGCCUCUCGCCCAGCAAAUAGCUGAACCCACGCCCCGGGCGUGUCGCGCCGUCACGCGGAACCUCCCUACUUCCACACAUCAGAACCCGGCAGAAACUAAGCUUAAACUGCGAAGCCUCUUCGCACCUCCGGACGUGGGAAUUACAUACUUGGACCUCAGACUCACGCGGGUGUCCUCAUGACUUCUCUCGUGGACCAUGUCCUUGAUCCUUUUUGCCUGCGUGGUAAGGGUGAGGGAUGGACUGCCCCUCUCGGCCUCCACUGAUUUCUACCACAGCCAAGACUUCCUGGAAUGCAGGAGACGCCUCAAGACUUUAGCCUCGCGACUGGCCCAGUAUCCAGGUCGAGGUUCUGCAGAAGGAUGUGACUUCAGCAUCCACUUCUCUUCUGCGAGGGACGUGGCCUGCAUGGCUAUCUGCUCCCUCCAGUGUCCGGCAGCCAUGGCCUUCUGCUUCCUGGAGACCCUGUGGUGGGAAUUCACAGCUUCCUAUGACACCACCUGCGUUGGCCUCGCCUCCAGGCCAUAUGCCUUUCUCGAAUUUGACAAUGUCAUUCAGAAAGUGAAGUGGCAUUUUAACUAUGUAAGUUCCACCCAGAUGGACAGCAGCUUAGGAAAAAUUCAGGAGGAACUCAAGUUCCAGCCACCAGUGGUUCUCACCCUAGAAGACACAGAUGUGGCCAAUGGGGUGAUGAACGGACACACACUGAUGCACCUGGAGCCAGCUCCUAAUUUCCGAAUGGAACCAGUGACAGCCCUGGGCGUCCUCUCCCUUAUUCUUAACAUCAUGUGCGCUGCCCUGAACCUCAUUCGUGGAAUUCACCUCGCAGAACAUUCUUUACAGGUUGCACAUGAAGAAAUUGGAAAUAUUCUGGCUUUUCUUAUUCCUUUUGUAGCCUGCAUUUUCCAGUGUUACCUGUACCUGUUCUACAGUCCAGCCAGGACUACGAAGGUGGUGCUGAUGCUGCUCUUCAUUUGCCUGGGCAACGUGUACCUGCAUGGGCUGAGGAACCUCUGGCAAAUCCUCUUCCACAUAGGAGUGGCUUUCCUGUCUUCGCAUCAGAUACUGACAAGGCAGCUUCAGGACAAGCAGUCUGACUGCGGAGUGUGAGGAUGAGGCCAUGGGAUGGAUGGAUCCUUUGAUUUUCCUCUGAGGGUCAUCGGCGUUUCCCCUUUUACUUCUUGACUUCACCUCAAGUUUCCAUCCUCGAAGUUCCUUUCAACCAAAGCAGACUGAUCCUGAGAACCAAGAUUUUUUUUCACCGGUGCAGUGGGAAGCAUGAAGUUGCUGGACAUCUGGUCUCAGUUUUGUGUGAGUUACUGCCGAAUCUCCACUUCAGCACUUUGGACAGCAGAAUCUGGGCGCCCCGUCAGAAAGCACAUUACUGGAAGACCAACAUGGAAUGAUUUUGGUCUUUUACGUUGAGUGAUGCAAUAAACCACUAGAUUCAG